CAGCUGAAGUGGUGGAGAUGAUGUCUCCUGAAGACGUCUUGGAAGGAGACAACUUCACUGUCCUCUGCACUGUUGCCAACUUCAUCGGCCCGGUCGAUUUCUGGUUCACGGCGCCCCGCUCGAAACCGCCCUGCAGCCGGUACAGCCUGGAGACCUACCUCCGCGACGACGGCCUAAUGAACGUGUAUCUGACGGUGCAGGAGGCGACGCUGGAGGACUCGGGCUUCUACGAGUGCCACGCAGGACCUGGUUCCUCCCUCACCACGGACGUCAUGGUGCAGAAGCGCCCUUGGGAAGUCCUUGACCUGAAGGCCUCGCACGCUACUCUAGGCCAAGAUUUCUUUUUGAGUUGCACCGUUAAGGACUGGCCGAGGAAGGUCACCUUCUACCACAACGGCAAGGUCAUCAGCGAGCUCGACGACGCCCGCUACACCGUGCACGCCCCCGACGCCAGCGAGGAGGAGGGCGCGCCCCUCACGCACGUCAUGAAGGUGGCCAAGGCGAGGCCCGAGGACGAGGGCGUCUACCAGUGCUCCCUCGACGGCUACAGCUCCUCCUCCGUCACCGUCGCCGUGGAAGAGCCUCGCGAGGAAGUCCUGGCCAUCGCCGCGUCCGCCGCCGUCCUCGGGAGGGACUUCAACAUCACGUGCCGAGUCCAGAACUGGGACGAGGAUGUGACCUUCGUGCACAACAACGUGGUGGUGGAGCCCGAGCGCGAGUGGCGCUACGAGGUCACCAAGCGCCCCGGAGAGCGACCCGAGGUCAGCUCCCACGUGCUCACCGUCACCAACGCCUCCCUCGACGACGCCGGCUACUACGAGUGCUACACGAGCCGGAUGGCCUUCGAUGCCGUCGCCGUCGAGGUCUGGAGGGAGGCAGACGUGACGCUGGAGCUGCAGACCCUCGACCGUCCCAACUGGAUGGACGCGCCCAUUCCCAUGAACUGCAAAGUCGCGGGCGUGGAUCCGAACAAAGUGACGAUCAUGUUCCUGCAAGAGGACACACCUCGGGUCGCGAUCCAGAACAAGACGAAGAUGUCGACCUCGAAUGACCUCGUCUCCAUCACGAUCACGGACAACCCCGACGCCCCCUCGUUGCCGGAGACCACCUUCACCCUCGGCUUCUACUCCCUCAGCCACAACCACUCGGGCUUCUGGUCGUGCGAGGUCCUGCACCCCAGCGGCGCGUCCCUGGGCAAGGCUGUGCUCUUCCUCGAAGUCGCCGACAUUCCGAAGUUCGUAGUGAAACCCCCAGAAGAGGUUUACGAAGACCUGGGCGAGGACCUGUACCUGAACUGUUCCACGUCAGGCCCGAGGGAGACUUCCGUCGCAUGGUUCCGGAAGGGCAUCCCCGAACCCAUCGUU
This is a messenger RNA of Penaeus vannamei (Pacific white shrimp), 1364 nucleotides long. The record is from RefSeq and is a predicted model, not a curated record. NCBI's taxonomy places the organism in Eukaryota, Metazoa, Arthropoda, Malacostraca, Decapoda, Penaeidae.